AUGCACCUGUCCCCCAAGACGGAGCAGGCCGCGCCGCUCUACUCCCCGCGCGAUCGACGUAUUUCUGCUCCAAUAGGAGACGGGCGUAAUCUCGGGUCCGCCCCUCUGCGAGGGACCGCGCACGCACAGUCACCUCUGGGUGAGGCUGAGACGAAUCACGGACCCGGCCGCCCUCGUGAGCGGGGGAGGAGCCCGUGGACCAUGGAGGUCCUCGGGGACCCCGUCGCUGCCAUGCCGUCUUCGGGCGGCCGGCGGGCCCAGGUGCAACUCUAGUCUGUUAUCCUCCCAGUCCACAAUGCUGAACGUUGGUUGGAUGAGUGUUUGAGAUCUGUUUUGCACCAAGACUUUGAAGGCACCAUGGAGCUCUCUGUUUUUAAUGAUGCCAGUAAGGACGGGUCUAUGGCUAUCAUUGAAAGAUGGAGAGUGAAGUUAGAAGAUUCUGGUAUCCUUGUGGUCAUUGGAGGUCAUGAUUCUCCUUCUCCUCGAGGAGUUGGAUAUUCUAAAAAUCGAGCAAUAAAACAGAGCUCAGGGGCUUUCCUCUGCUUUUUGGAUUCAGAUGAUGUGAUGAUGCCACAGAGGGUGAGACUGCAACAUGAAGCAGCUCUUCAGCACCCCAGAAGUAUUAUUGGCUGCAAGGUGAGGAGAGACCCCCCAAACUCCACUGAGCGAUACACGCGCUGGAUCAACCAGCUGUCGGCUAAUCAGCUUCUCACCCAGGUUUUUACCUCAAAUGGCCCAACAGUGAUCAUGCCUACCUGGUUCUGCUCCCGAGCGUGGUUUUCCCACGUGGGCUGGUUUGAUGAGGGCGGGAAGGGCGUGCCCGAGGACCUGCUCUUCUUCCAGGAACAUCUCCGCCAGGGCGGCCACGUCAUCCGCGUGGAGCACAGCCUUCUCCUGUACCGCCACCACCCGCAGGCUGCCUCGCUUUCCGUCCUCGAAGGCACCAUCUGGACCCUCCGUGUCCACUUUCUGGAAGAAAGAGUACUUCCACACUGGGUGGCCUUCACCAUUUGGAAUGCAGGCAAGCAGGGCCGUCGGCUCUUCCGCAGCCUAGGGGCUGCCAACCAACAGAAGGUGGUAGCAUUUUGUGACGUUGAUGAACGCAAGAUCCAAAAGGGCUUUUACUGCUACGAGGAUUCCCAGGAAAGGCCCAAGCCUCAGGUCCCAAUCCUGCACUUCCGCGCUGCCCGGCCACCCUUCAUCAUCUGUGUGAAACUGGACCUCACAGGGGGCGCAUUUGAGAAGAACCUGAGCUCGCUGCACCUGCAGGAGGGGCGGGACUUCUACCACUUCAGCUGA
Chrysochloris asiatica (Cape golden mole) is the source of this 1299-nucleotide messenger RNA. It is a transcript of the gene B3GNTL1, whose product is annotated as UDP-GlcNAc:betaGal beta-1,3-N-acetylglucosaminyltransferase-like 1. Lineage: Eukaryota; Metazoa; Chordata; Mammalia; Afrosoricida; Chrysochloridae. The record is from RefSeq and is a predicted model, not a curated record. The transcript is spliced from 13 exons.